AUGGAGAGGGAAAUCAAACUUGCAAAGUAUAGAAGAGACUCUUCUGAGAAACUUCAAACCCCUGUACUAAAUAAAGCCAGAAAUGAAAUCCAUAAGAGAGGGGCUGACAACAGAAAGAUCCCUCGCCGUACGAUUUUGCAGGCGAAUAUAAAUAAGAUCGUGACCGUCCGAUCAGAUAAUCGAAAUCAAGAACAAAGAGAAGAGGAGAAGGAGAAGGAGAGGAAGAUGUAG
This is a messenger RNA of Dovyalis caffra, 231 nucleotides long. NCBI's taxonomy places the organism in Eukaryota, Viridiplantae, Streptophyta, Magnoliopsida, Malpighiales, Salicaceae. The record is from the annotation of a GenBank genome assembly.